Molecule: messenger RNA, 3546 nt
Organism: Hydra vulgaris (swiftwater hydra)
Lineage: Eukaryota; Metazoa; Cnidaria; Hydrozoa; Anthoathecata; Hydridae
Source: RefSeq, a predicted model, not a curated record
GUUUAAGUUAAAUAAGUAAACUUUUAUGUUUAGUAUUUAAAACUGUAUUAAAAAAAUCUAUUAGGUGACUUUAUUAUGGAAUACUCCUCAAGAACAAAGCGUCGAAAAGCGAAAAAUGCUGUUGAUUCAAUAUUUUCAAAGAUAGUAACAGAAAAGUUUCAAAAUGAAGUAUAUGUUAACAAAGCAUUACCACUACCAACUUCUGAAUUAUCUUUGCCUAAUGAAUUAUCUAAUGCUUUACUUAAUGCUUCAGAAAUAAGUGAUAUAAAUGAAGCAAAUGUCAUUGAUAACACUUCUGAUAAUGAGUUUAAAUUUUCAUCAGAUGAGGAAUCUGAAAAUGCCUCUUACACAGAAGAAAAUUCUUUUAGUGAAUUAAGUGAUAGCGAAUUUGAUAUCAAAGACAGAUUAUGUAAUUGGUGUUCUUCCUACAAUAUUUCUCAUGCAGCAAUGUCAGAUCUUUUGGAGAUACUCAGAUUUGCAGGUUUGCAAUUACCAAAAGAUCCAAGAUCACUACUUAGCACGCCAAAUUCUAUUCAGCUGCAAAAAAUUUCAGGGGGAAACUACUAUCAUUGUGGUAUCGAAAAUGGUAUAUUAAUAUUGUUACAACAGUAUUGUGAAUUGAUUAUCGAUGAUAAAAUUUUUAUUAACAUUAAUAUUGAUGGACUACCGCUUUUUAAGAGCUCAAAAAUGCAACUUUGGCCUAUAUUAGGAAACAUUUCACAGCUACCUCUAAGUGCUAUAUUUGUUAUAGGACUGUAUUCGGGAACAUCAAAGCCGUUAUCAGUUACCGAGUAUUUAAGAAACUUUAUUGAUGAGAUGAAAAGUUUAAUGUGUAGGGGAUUAAACUAUUUAGGAAAACAUUAUUCAGUUUAUUUAAAUGCUAUUAUAUGUGAUGCUCCUGCAAGAGCAUAUUUAAAGUGUAUAAAAAGCCAUGGUGGCUAUUAUGCUUGUGAAAGAUGCUGCCAGGAAGGUGUAUAUAUUGGACAUAAAGUAACAUACCCUGAAGUCAAUGCAAAACUCAGAACUGAUAGUGAUUUUUGUUUGCAGAUAGAUGAAGAUCAUCAUUUACCUAAUGUUGUUUCACCAUUAAUUGAGUUAGGUUUGGGAUUAGUUACUCAGGUACCAUUAGACUAUAUGCAUUUAGUUCUUUUAGGUGUACAGAAAAGAAUGAUAAGUUUGUGGAUGAAAGGAAACUUAAAGUAUCGAUUUCCAUCAAUUGUUGUAAAUAAUAUAUCAGCAAACUUACUAGAUUUACAAAACAGCAUGCCAAAAGAAUUCUGUCGCAAACCAAGAUCUUUAAGUGAUUACAAACAAUGGAAAGCAACUGAGUUUCGUCAGUUUUUACUUUAUACUGGGUCAUUGACAAUGUUUGGUAUUGUGCCAAAAGUAAUUUAUGAAAAUUUUGUAUCACUUUCUAUUGCAAUGACAUAUUUGUUAAGUCCAGAUUUAGUCAGAUAUGUAGAAUACUUAAAUUAUGUUGAAAAGUUGUUGCGCAAUUUUGUUACUAAUUUUAAAGAACUUUAUGGAGAAGCACAACUAGUUUAUAAUGUGCAUUCAUUGUUACAUAUAGUUCAAGAUGCUAAAAGAUUUGGAUCAUUAAAUAGUAUUUCGGCUUUUCCUUUUGAAAACCAGUUAAGAAUGCUUAAAAAAAUGGUACGUCGUCCACAAAACCCAAUUGCACAGAUUGUAUGUCGAAUGGCUGAGAAGUCAAACACUAUUAACUAUAAAAACAAAACAUUUGAAGGAACAUCAAAUAUAAAAGCCAUAUUCAAAAAAAAACAUACAUCAGGGCCUGUGCCACAAAGUUUGAAUCAAUAUUACUAUCAGCAAUACAGACAGUACAAAAAAGAUAAUAAAUUUGCAUCAACUGCACAAGGGGACAAUUGUUUUGAAAUUUUUGGAAAGCCAUCAGUACUAUUAAAUAUUCUUCUUAAUGAAGAUAAUGAAGCAAUUGUUGUGUAUGACACAUUUAAAGAGUUGGAGUCGUUUUUUGAAUACCCUAUAAAAUCCACUCAGUUAGAAAUAUACCUGGCUAAAAAUUUGACAGGAAAUUUAAAAAGUAUUAGCAUUUUAGAGCUUGGUCGCAAAUUUGUUAUAAUGCCUCUAAAAAGAGACUUUGUAUUAAUGCCACUUCUUCACCAAUAAAGAGCUUUUUAUUAUUUUUUUUGUUUUUGGUUUAUGCUUGUUUGAAAAAUAUUAGUAUUUUAUUAUAAUUUCAUGUUAAGUAGAGUCAUUGCAUGUUAAGUAGAAUAAUUUUUUUUUUUUACGUAUCAAUCUAAGAGUGUUUUGUAAUUAAUGGCUAAAUAAAAAUAGUGGCCACUUUUUUAAAUCACGUUAGAUAUUAAUUAGAAAUUUUCAGGACUUAUGUGCCAAGUCAAUAAGUUUCAGUGAGGGAAAACAGGUUGGGAUGGAAUGACUCUAUAUAUGUUAAAUAAUAGUUAAUAGUUGUUAAAGUUACAAUAACAAAAGUUAAUAAAAUUGUUAAAUAAAAAUCUUAGCAAUACAAUAAAACAAGAUGUAAAAUAAAUUUUUUAUACAUGGUUACUUUACACUAUUUUCUGUACAUUGUGAUUCCAUUACAUAUAUAAUAAUAGUGUUUAUUUUUUUAAAUAAUUGUUAUUGCAUUAGCCGUAUUAUUUUUAUUAUGGUUAUUGCAAUUUUUGACCAAGUGCUGUAAAUCCUAUAUUAGGCCUCAGCAAGAAUAAAUGAGUACAAAAGCGGAGAAAAGCUCUCCUGAAAUGAACUUGGGGAGCUGUGCAAGCUGCUCCUUAUUUAAAUCAGCACUUUUUUUUAAUUCUAAUUUUUUUUUUGCAACAUUAUUGUCUUUUAAAAAGCAUUUCAGUAUAUUAUGCAAUUAAUUUUUUUAAAAUGACUAUUUUAAAAAAAUUAAUUGCAUAAUAUAAGUUGUAAUGGCACCACCCACCUACGUGAUACCUACAGUGCCGGCCCUGUGUACUAGUAUAGAUUAGUGUAACAACAUGAUUUUUUCUGUAUUUCUUUAUAUUAUCUGUAUUUUAGUGUUUAAAAAAAGCUGCUGCUGCAAAAUGUACCUGCAAACAAUGUGGUAAUAUAUAAAAAUUUAAUUGCAAUAUGAAAUAGUUCUACUGGUAAGCCAACAAGCUAAGUCUAAUCUUGCAUUGAAAAAAAUUAUUGUUUGGACUUUAGGAUAGCAGCAACUUCCAAAGACCAAGAAAAAAAUUAAAGUUUUCAGAAAAAGGGAGAAUUCGCUCACCAAAAGUUGGUUACUAACGUGAUCAAGGAGGUUGUACUUGUCUUGUGGAGAAUACUAAUGGCCGUAAUAGUGCUGUAAUGACAAUAAACACAACUACAUAUGAAUCGAAGUAAAUAUAACUCCAGAAAAUUUAAACUGUAACGAGGAAUGCACAUCAAUGAUUGAAUGUGAGGGACUUGGCUUUGCGUCACAAGACUGAGAUGACAAACAAGCCAAAUGUGCUAAAGCCUUUAAAAACACAGGGCUUCAUCGAGAAGUACCUUUGCACAUAGAAUGAUGAAUAAUAUGAAAUAUAUAAUAUAUUAUAAUACAAA